AUGAAAUGUCGCAUUCCUAACCUGUCAUUGUGGUAUUGUUUUUUACCUUUUAGAUCACAUCGUUUCAAUGUGAAAAAGCUAGUUUUAAUCGUCGACCAUCCAACAUCACACCAUUAAAUAUAGUUUAUUCACUGAAACAAAGCAGUUACGACAUAUUUAGUAAAUUUAAAUGCCAACCUUAAUGCAAAAUAGAUCCUAAAUUGGUAUGCUGUUCACAGUUUUCUGUGUUGUGAUAUUAUCGCGAAGCUUGUCAGGCAAUUAUGCCAACGACUGUUGUUCAUUUGUCGUUUAUUUUCGUUCUUUUUGACUCAAUAUUUGCAUUGGUAUUUUAUAAGAAUAAUUUUUUUCAAAAUUUUGACGUGUCCUAUUAGCAAUUUUGCUAAAAUGCCGAAACCUCUUUCACGAAAUAUUUUGAGACCGAACGAGAUCAUGGAGCUCCAUUAUUGCCUUUACAGUCAGUAAGAGAGUUAUUAGGUAGUAAAUAGAAUUUAUAGAACUCAAGCGUUUACAAAACAUACGCUCCGUAAUUUUCGUUACGGUAAGGCAUCGACGGCAUAAAGUAGAUUUGGUGUGCGUCACUAUUUGACGUAGUGACGUAACUUGAUCCAGUGAAUAUCAUCGGGCCUGUCUAGGGAUAUUAGCAUUCAUUGCUAACUUGUAAGUUAAUAAACAUUCCACAAGAAUUGCAGACAAAUUGGAAUGAAAAAUCCAGCUGAUUGAUUUUAGCGACUCAGCAGUUGCAAGCGAGUGACAGGAAGAACCUAUUUUUUAGUGCACAUGCUUUUGAUCAAGACGCCUCUUGCAUGUUGCUGACUGUACAACGGGUAUAGAGGGCAGGAUGUUGUUGACAACAAAAGAAACUAAAUGGAAUUCGUGGUCUGUAUUGUUUUUGGUUAUGGGCCCAGAAGAGGUCAAGUGGUUGACUUUUGUAAUCCAGAUUGAGCGAGCAGUAUAAACGAUCGCAGAUCGGUCAAAGGGUACGUGUUCACGAAGAAUGGGACAGCUAUCUCUUGAGAAACCAGAAAGCAGACCAUAGUCGCUCUCUCGACAACGGAAAGUAUGUGGCUAUGUAGCAGCUCAAGAAGCGUUAUGGUUCAGAAGACAGAAGAGAAGUUGGGACAGAAUGCUACAUGUAGACAACCAAGGUGCACAGAGCCCUGCAGUCAAUUGAGCCUAUCAUCCUAGGACGAAUCACAUAGAUGUCAGCACGAUUUCAUUAAGGAGAAGUUUGAGGAAAAGCUCCUAGAACUAAGGUGCAUUUUCACGGGCCAGAAGGUAUCAGACAUUCUAACAAAGCCAGUCGAAAGGAAGAAGCAUCAGUUUCAUGUCAGGAGCCAAAUUUUGAAGGACUGCAAACAGAUGAGGUGGUCAGUGUCAAAUUUUUGUUACGUAAGAUAUGUAAUCUUUUCUUUCAACUUGUAUAUUUAAAAUCAAGUUCCACUGGAAACCUCUAGUUGCCAUAACAUUAAGUGGUGUAGGCCCUCUUGGCAAGCUUUAAGAAUGGUUCAAAAUUUUAACCUAUAUUUAAUUUAAGUGUCUCCUAGGUGACACUUAAUUUGUUUUUCCUUCCAUUUACACUGCUCUGAAAACGCGAAAACCCACCCAACACUAUUUUCACAACACACCGGUUAAU
Messenger RNA from Acanthoscelides obtectus, 1633 nucleotides. The record is from the annotation of a GenBank genome assembly. Lineage: Eukaryota; Metazoa; Arthropoda; Insecta; Coleoptera; Chrysomelidae.